AGACGAACCGCGAUCGUCGUCUGCCGGCGACAGGACUUCGCGACGAAGUAAAUAAGCGGGAAGCAAAAUGAACGCGAUAGAGAAGAAGCUCGCAGACUUGAUACGUCAACACCCGAAUCUGUACGACCAAACGCGGCGGGACUACAAGGACAAUCUGCGGGGACAUUUGUCGUGGAAAGAAAUCGCAGACAACAUGGGAAAGUCGGAGGAAGAGGUGAAGCUGAAAUGGAAAAAUCUACGCGACAAGUUCUGUAAGGCGAAGAAGCGAAUGGCCAAGAGAAGCUUCCCUCUGCUGACAGACGACGAGAACCCGGCGGAGCGGCCCGUCCCGGUGUUGUACAACCAGCUGGCCUGGCUCAGCGCCUAUGUCAAACCCAGACCAGGAACUGGCAUGGGAGACACCGACGAGGGAGCCGGAAGUGGCGAUGACCUGGAGAAAGAGCGAGACAAAGACGAGAAGCACGGCGCCCUGCCUGUCGUUAGUACGAGCUUUUCUCCCGUGGAGUCCUGUCCGAACGGGCAUCCUGAGAUGGGGGUCUCUCUUAAACGUAAAAGGCAAACCACCGCAGAGGGUGAGAUAAGUUCUCCAGAGGCCCUCACCAGCCUCAGAGAUGAAGAUGAACUGUUUUUGCUGAGCCUCCUGCCCUCACUGAAGAGGCUCACCAUUAAAAAAAGAAUGGAGGUGCGCAUGAAAUUCCAGCAAGUGCUUUAUGCUGCAGAGUUUGAGGACUGAAGGGCUCAUCAACAGGUCGAUGGAAGGGCUCGUUAUUGUAUAGUUACAAUUCUUCAAGCAUUCAACCUGUAAAUAUAUAUUUGUAAUAACUUGUUAAUAUUUAUUUUUGUAUCACCGCUGCUAUUAAAAUAUCAAUAUAUAGAUCUCUAUAUCCCAGUGUUAUCAGAGUUCUCCAUGUAUCAAAAGUUUUAUCUUGUGGUUUGAAAAUGGAGAAAAGUGUCAUUUUGACUGUAGGUGAAUGUAGGCGCCACCUGUUUGUUACUAGUUCUAAAAUAGACUUGUUAGUUAACUCUGUAAACAUGUGCAGGAAAAUCUGAUUUCACAAGCAAGGAUGAUUUUCUAAAGGCUGUUACUACAUGAACUCGGGAACACAAAAAACCGUAGGCGAUUAACAGUUUGUUUGCCAGUGAUUGCAUCCUGUUUGUGUUUUACGCAGCAUCCCAACUUUUAUGGAAUCUGAGUUUUACAACAGCCCCAAAAUAACUCCUCCUUCCUUUUUAAAGCUCACAAUGUUCAUUCAACUCAUUUUUGAAGCUAUAUGUUGUGCUGAUGUUGUACUAAACUUCAUCAUAUUAAAUGACGUGCUUAAUA
Molecule: messenger RNA, 1324 nt
Organism: Chelmon rostratus (copperband butterflyfish)
Lineage: Eukaryota; Metazoa; Chordata; Actinopteri; Chaetodontiformes; Chaetodontidae
Exons: 2
Coding region: 68-733 (221 amino acids)
Biological process (GO): regulation of transcription by RNA polymerase II
Cellular component (GO): nucleus; transcription regulator complex
Molecular function (GO): DNA binding
Source: RefSeq, a predicted model, not a curated record